AUGGCCGAACAAUCAUCCCAGGCACCGCGGAUGCGUAUCCGAGAACUUCUACCAACUCUUCAUCUCGGUGACUUCUCUACCGGCCCGCUCAACUCUCUCACAGACGUACCAGGUGUCAAAGUCAACACCCAAGAGGUCUAUGGCGACGAUGGAGCCAUCAAUACCGGAGUGACAUGCAUCCUGCCUCGCGACAACUGGUCUGAGGAAUUCUGUUACGCUGGCACGUUCAGUUUUAACGGCGCUGGAGAGCUCACAGGCGCCCAUGUGGUCAAUGAGACUGGGCUGCUAAUUUCGCCUAUCGUCUUGACUGGGACACUCGAGAUAGGUUCAGCCUAUCAGGGCAUCUUCCAUUAUGCUAUCAAAACUCUGGGUUCUGAGGACGGGAAAGUGGACUGGCUGACGCUCCCGAUUGUUGCCGAGACGUGCGAGGGGUAUUUGCAUAAGUGCAUUUCGUUUGCAGUAAAGCCAGAACACGUUGUUGCCGGACUGGAGAAUGCAAGCGCAGAGAGAGUCAAGGAAGGAAAUACAGGAGGCGGGACUGGUAUGAUAUGCCAUAGAUUCAAGGCCGGGACUGGGAGCAGCAGUCGAGUCGUCCCUCGCGGAGACGGGAAGCCGGGUGUCAAGGGAUACACUAUCGGAGCCCUCGUGCAGACGAACUACGGUAAGAUGAAGGACUUGCGUAUUGGUGGAGUACCCAUUGGUCGGAUACUCGCUGCGGACGCUGCGAAGGAUGAAGCCAGAAAGGCUGCACUCGAAGACCUUGCGAGAGAGAAGGACCGCAAGGACGGGAGUAUCAUUGUGGUGCUUGCCACCGAUGCACCCUUGCACCCAUUACAACUGCAGCGCAUUGCGAAACGUGCAACAGUUGGCCUGGCCCGAGUUGGGGGUAAUGGCCAUAAUACCUCUGGAGAUAUCUUCCUUGCUUUCUCGACUGGGAAUUCGAUCCCGAACAUGGAUGUUCUCGGACCACGCAAGGGCCCGACACCACUGGCCAUCGAAGUUAUUGACGACAAAACGAUCGAUAAUCUCUUUGAUGCGACUGCAGAUGUGACUGAGGAGGCAAUAUACAAUGCACUUUGCAUGGCAGAGACUAUGACUGGCUACCUAGGGCGAAAAGUCGAGGCACUGCCACUUGAUAGGGUUAAGGAGAUUGUAACCAAGAGUGAUGUGAGCAGCGAGUAUUUAGGCUGA
Trichophyton benhamiae CBS 112371 is the source of this 1191-nucleotide messenger RNA. RefSeq lists its product as uncharacterized. The transcript has a single exon. Gene Ontology annotation, molecular function: aminopeptidase activity. NCBI's taxonomy places the organism in Eukaryota, Fungi, Ascomycota, Eurotiomycetes, Onygenales, Arthrodermataceae. The record is from RefSeq and is a predicted model, not a curated record. Bases 1 to 1191 code for a protein of 396 amino acids.